This is a messenger RNA of Thlaspi arvense, 3072 nucleotides long. Lineage: Eukaryota; Viridiplantae; Streptophyta; Magnoliopsida; Brassicales; Brassicaceae. The record is from the annotation of a GenBank genome assembly.
AUGCGCAAGUUUACGCCUCGUUUUGGAGUAGGAAUAUUGAUAUGGUGGAUUCUCGUGUUGGAGAUGCUUUAAUAAUAUGGUUUUUGUGUUGAUAUUUGCAGGUGCCUCUAUUUACUUGCUAAACAGAAAAUGUCCAAUUAUCAAGGAGACGAUGCUGAGUACAUGGAGGACGUAGAUGAUGAGAUGGAAGAUGUAGAAGAUGAUAUGGAUGAGGAGUUUCGUGGCGAUGAUCUAGGUGCAUCAGAUUCCGAUGUUGAGGAAUUUGACUUCUCGGAUAAUAAAAUAGCUGAUACCUCGGCAGAGCAGGCUCGUAAAGGGAAAGAUAUCCAGGGGAUUCCUUGGGACAGGCUUAGUAUUUCCAGAGAGAAAUACAGACAAACUAGAUUAGAACAGUACAAGAAUUAUGAAAAUGUCCCCAACUCUGGGGAAUCAUCGGAGAAAGUUUGCAAGGUCACACAGAAAGGGGGACAGUUUUAUGACUUCUGGCGGAAUUCAAGAUCUAUUAAAUCCACUAUACUUCAUUUCCAGUUGAGGAAUUUGGUGUGGGCAACUUCCAAGCACGACGUGUAUCUUAUGUCAAAUUUCCUGCUAACACAUUAUUCUUCACUAACGUCCGGAAAGAAGGAAGUUCUCAAUGUUCGCGGUCAUGUUGCACCAUCCGAGAAACAUCCUGGAAGUUUGCUGGAAGGAUUUACGCAGACUCAAGUGAGUACACUUGCAGUAAAGGACGACUUUCUAGUUGCUGGUGGAUUUCAAGGAGAACUUAUUUGCAAGCAUCUUGAUAGACCGGGCGUCAGCUUUUGCUCUCGUACGACUUAUGAUGAUAAUGCUAUUACCAAUGCCAUUGAGAUCUACAACAAACCCAGCGGUGCACUUCAUUUUACUGCCUCGAAUAAUGACUGUGGAGUUAGAGAUUUUGACAUGGAGAGAUACCAGCUUGUUCAGCAUUUUCGUUAUCCUUGGCCAGUGAAUCACGCAUCUUUGAGUCCUAAUGGUAAAUUACUGGCUAUUGUUGGGGACAACCCAGAGGGCCUUAUAGUAGACCCCAACACGGGAAAGACGCUGGAAACACUGUCAGGACAUUUGGACUAUUCCUUUGCCUCAGCUUGGCACCCUGACGGAAUCACUUUCUCAACUGGAAACCAGGACAAGACCUGUCGUGUAUGGGAUAUCCGUAACCUAUCUCAGGCCGUUGCUGUCUUGAAGGGUAACCUCGGAGCAAUCCGGUCCAUCCGCUACACAUCCGAUGGGAAAUACAUGGCGAUGGCUGAACCGGCUGACUUUGUCCAUGUAUUUGACGCUUCAAACGGGUAUGAGACAGAGCAGGAAAUCGACUUCUUUGGGGAGAUCUCCGGAAUAUCUUUCAGCCCUGACACAGAAUCGCUCUUCAUUGGGGUAUGGGACCGCACUUAUGGUAGCCUCCUUGAGUAUCAUCGGCGCAGGAACUAUUCCUACAUUGAUUCGUUUCUUUAAGUAAGAAGAGGAGUAUACGCAACCCUUUCAAGGAAUAAAAGAGAGCUCAUAUAGUAACCGGUGACCACGACGGAAGCAAAGCAUAGAUAUAAUGGAUCUCUUAAAGGGUGUAAAUGAUGUGUUGUGCAAAUGCUAGUAGUUAGUGUCUUUUGUUUCCUUUGCCGGCUGGUGUGUUGUUUCCUUCUGUCCAGUCUCUAAAGGUUCAAGCUCGGUUUGUGUAUAGAACGGUUCAGUGGUGGCACAGACUGGAUUAGGACGUGGUGUUGCUGCAGCUGGACCCAGGUUCAAUGUCGGUGUGGGAUCCGGAGAUAUUGCUCUGUUUGGUGGCUUGUGGUGUGAGUCUUUUUAUUUUUCUCUUGUACAAGGGGUUGUUGUAGAAACUCGAGUGUUAAAAGUUCCUUUUGAAUUGGUUCUGAGUUUAGAAUGUGGAGAUGCUUUAACUAAAGCACUAAACUAUAGUAUUUCUUGUCCGUUAUGAUUCGACCCUUAAUAACACAUAAUUUGUCUCUAAUUAGCAGUAAAUAAUGUAUAUUUUGUAUUCGUUACCAAAAAAUCUUUUUCUAUUAGGCCUGUACGAGUAUGAGCAUAAUCACAGUAAGGGGGAAUUAUGAGAAUGAAACGUAUAAAAACAGGGGCCUUAAUGCAAAAAUUUCCCCUGAAAAUCUUAUAAUCCAGAAGUAACCAACGAGACGCAACCACGUCACUGACCAGAAAUCCGCAAACAAUGUUUCAAUCCUUACCAACAAAAAUCGACUUCUUCCCCAAAAGUCAAACUAUUAAUCACAUCUGUUCCCAAAAUCCACUCAUCUCCUUGCAUCAAAAUCUCCCAGAAGAAAAUGGCGACGAGCUCAUCUGCUUUACUCUCUCCUACAACCUUCUCCGCCGCAAUUCCUCAUGGAAACCCCAAUUCCAUCUCCUUCCACGGCCUCCGACCGCUCCGCCUCCUCGGCGGCAACUCCUCUGCCCUCCCCAACCUCUCCCUCGCCUCCGGUAGUAGACGAUCUUCUUCGGCCGUCGUGAAAUCCGCGCUGAAUCCCUCCGUCGUGAUCAGCCUCAGCACGGGACUCUCACUCUUCCUCGGCCGAUUCGUCUUCUUCAACUUCCAGAGGGAGAACGUGGCGAAGCAGGUACCGGAGCAGAACGGGAAAACGCACUUCGAAGCCGGCGACGAUCGGGCCAAGGAAUACGUGAGUCUACUGAAAUCGAAUGAUCCAGUUGGAUUCAACAUCGUCGAUGUCCUCGCUUGGGGAUCUAUCGGACACAUCGUUGCCUACUACAUCUUAGCCACUUCCAGCAACGGCUACGAUCCCAACUUCUUUGGCUAAUGAUUCUAAUUUUCAAAAAUCUUUCGAUUAUUAUAAUUGGGGAAUUGUAUUAUGUAUAGUGAUGAAUGGCGUCGAUGUUGUUGGUUUGUUUUCAAAUGUAUCGACUUUUCUCCAUUCACUCUCUUUUCUUUCGUUUCUGUUAUUUCCUCGGGCGCGUGUUACUGAACCAACUCACUCUUUACGCGCGUAUAUAUACUGUCAAUCUAACUGAAUUAUUUUAUGGACCACGAGGCCCGACAUUGAAUUUAUGUGGCCCAGAUAUGCAUUCAUCCUU